This is a messenger RNA of Gordionus sp. m RMFG-2023, 1953 nucleotides long. RefSeq names its product toll-like receptor 13. Lineage: Eukaryota; Metazoa; Nematomorpha; Gordioida; Chordodea; Parachordodidae. The transcript has a single exon. Gene Ontology annotation, molecular function: protein binding. The record is from RefSeq and is a predicted model, not a curated record. The coding region runs from base 1 to 1953 and encodes 650 amino acids.
AUGGGCAUCCAUGUACGAGUCAUAAUAUCGAUGGAAUGUCCUCAUUACUGCGUUUGCUCUUUCAGCGAUAUGAGUUUUGGUUGCCGCUCCAACUUAUCCAUUCUGUCAAGAUUAGAUAACAAUAAUACAAAAUCGAUUACUUUACAUAACCAAGAUAUAACGGUUUUACCUAAAGCUAGCUUCGCUAAUUUCGUUAAAUUAGUUAGUUUAACCAUUAAUUAUGCCGAUAUGAAGACCUUAUCAGUAGAUUCAUUCUUAGGUAUAUACAAUAUUGAAACUUUGGAUUUUUCUCACAAUUCAAUUGUUUAUAUUGAAGAACGUUCCUUUUAUGAUCUACAAAAUCUAACAAGACUAAUCCUUUAUAAUAAUUCCUUGGAACAUAUACCUUCGAUAGUGAUGAAUUAUUUAAACAGAAUCCAUGUACUCAAUGUAGGAAUGAAUAAUAUCUCUGUUCCAUUUUUCGGCAAAUGUUAUAGAAAUCUAACAGUUUUACAGGUUAUAAUAAUGAACAACAAUCCUAUACGACAGAUAACGCAUUUCGAUUUUGUCAAUUUGAAUUAUUCUAACCUUAACCAAUUAGAUUUAUCUUCCUGUCAAAUCAAUUUCUAUAUAAUUUACAGUCAUUUUUAUAUGUUUCGCAACAUUCAAUGGCUAAAUUUAGCUAAUAACAUUAUCGAACCCGACAAUAUUCGGGCUAUCUUGGGGUCUUUUGCACCCUUCAAGUUGAAGUUCUUAAAUCUAUCAUUCAUUGAGGCUAGACACUUUGGAACUCACACAUCAAUUUUUAGUCUAUUUUAUCCUAAUAGAAUUAAAAGCAUUGAUUUUUCCGGUAAUAAAUUUAUUCGUCUAAAUCAGGAAGAUCUGAGAGGAUUAAACAAAGUUGUUACUCUAAAUUUUGAUAAUAAUCGAUUAAAAUAUUUAAAUAUAGCUGCGAGUUAUAUUGCAUUAAAAUAUUUAAAGCUUAAUUAUAAUUCGUUUAAAAAUACCUCAUGCCAAUCCUUCCAAAUACCAAAAUUUAUCACAAAAAUCGAACUAAACUACAAUAAAUUGGAUAUCUUUGACGGAAAAUGUUUUUCGCCUAAAUUAUUGUGGUUAGGUUUAUCACAUAACAAUUUAAAAUUAUUGAAAAAUAUAGACACCUUAAAAAGCCUGAAGGUUCUAGAUUUAUCUGGUAAUUUUUUAGAUCGCGUACCAACAAUGAUAACUUACUCGCAGCUAGAAUAUUUAUAUAUUUCGGGUAAUAUUAUACGAGCAUUGAAAACGGAGGAUUUUAAUGGUUUAACCUCGUUAAAAUACCUCGAUCUGGCGCACAAUCUGAUUCACACGAUUGAACCAUUCACGUUUACUAAAUUAAAUUCAUUAUCCACACUCAUGCUUGAUUAUAAUCCUUUAACGCACAUUUACAAUGACACACACUACAAAUCGUUAUCCAAUUAUUCCUCGUCACAUGUACACAUCUACGAUUACCUUACAGCCAGUUCCUUAUCGAUGAGCUACAAUAACUUAACCGACCAAUCAAUAUCGGGGAUAUUUUCCCACGUUUCUUUCCCAAACAUUACUUACAUAAAUUUAACCGGGAAUAUGCUGCGAAUAUUUAACCCAGCCGUCUUUUUAAGCUUUAUACACUUGAAAAGUUUAAAUUUAUCAGGAAACUCUAUCAGAACUAUUUCUCCGGACUCCUUCACGCACACCUCUCCUUUACAAUCCUUAUCGAUUUUAGAUCUAAAAGGUAAUAAUAUCACGUGCGAAUGCAAUUUACAUCAAUGGUUGAUCAGACAAUUUUGGUUGUUAAAGAAUUCGUUUGACCUUAGAGUCGAAAAAACGUGCUCUGCCUAUCACAAUUAUAACAACCGCACAGUGACUAAUAACACUUUCGAUUUUUUUCUUAAAGACGAAUUUUGUUCAAAAUUAUAUAUGUAUAAAGCUUACGAAAAAAUAUUUAAUAUAGAUUAA